Quercus lobata is the source of this 1683-nucleotide messenger RNA. Its product is annotated as protein FAR1-RELATED SEQUENCE 5-like. The transcript is spliced from 2 exons. The coding region runs from base 1 to 1683 and encodes 560 amino acids. Gene Ontology annotation, molecular function: zinc ion binding. Lineage: Eukaryota; Viridiplantae; Streptophyta; Magnoliopsida; Fagales; Fagaceae. The record is from RefSeq and is a predicted model, not a curated record.
AUGAUACGGAGAACGAAGGAUUUUAUUGAUUUGGAAAAACAUUGGAGUACUAUUCUCGAAAAAGGAAGAGAUCAGUUGACUGAUGCCCAAAUAACUGGUUUGAAAUUCAGUUCCCUAGAUGAUGGUGGAGAGUUUUAUAACACAUAUGCAAAGUUGGUUGGGUUUAGUAUUCGUAAAGAUGAGAUAAAGCAUAAUAAAGAUAACAUUGUGACCUCUAGAAGAUGGGUUUGUGCAAAGGAAGGGUUGCAAAUUAGGAAAAAUGAGUCCAAUGUAAAUUGCAUGCGUGAGAGACCAAAAACAAGAAGUGGUUGCAAGGCCGCUUUUCGUAUUAGGUUUGAACGAAAGUUAGGUGAAUGGGUGGUAGGAGAGUUUAAAAGGGAGCAUAAUCAUGACUUAGUUCCGCAAUUUGAGACUCAAUUUCUCCGUUCACAUAGGACUAUUAAGGAUUCUGAUAAGGCUCAGAUUAUAGCAUUGCAUAAUGUUGGGGUCAAAUCAAAUCAAAUCAUGGAUCAUAUGAUCCAACAAGCUGGAGGAUACGAGAAUAUAGGGUUCACUUCAAAAGAUCUCUACAAUUAUGUAGCGGCAAUUCGCAACAACAAUAUGCGAGAUGGUGAUGCUGAAUAUUCUCAAAGUCGUUUAGAUUAUGCAUGUUUUGGAGAUGUAGUCGCGUUUGAUACAACAUAUAAGACAAAUAUAUACAAAAAACCCCUUGUUAUAUUGGUAGGAGUCAACCACCAUCGGCAAACUAUAGUAUUUGGUUUUGGAUUAUUGGUUGAUGAGACCGUUGAAACAUAUACUUGGGUGUUGCAAAAUAUGCUUGUAGCAAUGAACAAUAAGACCCCUAUUUCAGUCGUGACAAAUGGGGACAAAGCAAUGAGUAAAGCUAUUAAAACAGUUUUUCCAAAGUCUCGACAUCGUUUAUGUGUGUGGCAUCUUGAAAGGAAUGCUUUUGCAAAUCUACAUGAUAAAGUAUAUGAAAGUUUUAUUAGGUGUAUGGUACGAUAUGUUACACCAGAUGAAUUUGAAGACAUGUGGAAUAAAAUGGUCGACAAUCACAAUUUACAUAACCAUGAAUGGUUGCAUGAAAUGUAUGCUAAAAAAAUGAAAUGGGCUGAAGCUUACAUGAGAGGUCAUUUUUUUUCUGGCUGCAGGAGUACACAACGUUGUGAAGCCAUGAAUGCAUUCUUGAAUAGAUUUUUGGAUAGGAAGACUAGGCUUUAUGAGUUGUUCCAGCAAGUUGAUAGAGCACUUUCACAUAUUAGACACAAUGAGAUGGGGGCAGAUUUUUCUUCAAAUUAUACUGAACCUAUUCUGAUUACUGGGUUAGCUGAAAUAGAGAAACAUGCUGCUACUAUAUUCACAAGGGAGAUAUUCAGCAUGGUUCAAGAAGAAUUAUUGAAUGAACAAAAAUUCAUUGUGCUUUACUACAUAGAUAAGGAAGGUUAUCGUACGUACACGUUAUCUCAGUAUGCAUCCCCUGACUCAAGAUGGGAGGUUGUGUAUUGUCAAGCUGAUCAAUCUAUGAAGUGCUCUUGUUUGCUAUUUGAGUCAUAUGGAUAUCCUUGUGGGCACCUAUUUGCUAUUAUGAAGGUUGAACAUUUGAAACAGAUUCCACCGACAUGUAUAAUGAACAGAUGGCUGAAAACAGCAAAGUCCGACCUGCCUUACAAACUUGAAUCCUAA